AUGUUUGUCUCCCUGACACUGUUGCUUUGCGUGACCCUCGCAUUUUCUGAAGCCACUAAAGCUACCACUGGUGAAUUAGAAGGCCUUGGAAAAGUAAUAUUCCUUCCAAAGAUAAAUUUAUUGGCCGACUUUCAUGAAAAAGACAAUCGCAUCUUUGAUCCUCUACCAUCAGAUUGCUUUACCAAGAAAUCCUUGAAGUCCUCAAGCAGCAAUUUCAAUUAUUAUAAAAGUACCAAGGAAUUGUAUCAGUCACUGGCGACCGAGUCAAGCCUGAGCGCCUCGUUAACCUCUACGUUUACUUUGGGCGCUACUGUAUCCGUGGCAACAAAGAGCAGAAGCUCAGAGAAAACUGAAGUGAGUGGCAUAUCUUUGAUCAAGCAGGCGUUAACAGAGAAGAUUUACGUCGAUAAAGAAUGCCUUGUGAAUGACGAAAAGUCCACACUAAAAAGAGGAUUCUUGGACUAUUUAGAGAACUUGCCAUUAAAGAUUGAGAAACCGUGGUUUCACAAUUCUUGGAAAGAAUAUCGUACUUUCCUGAAAAAAUAUGGCUCCCAUGUCAUAACAUCUGUGAAGCGCGGAUCAAGAUUCCAGCAAAUGGCGUUCGCGAAGAGCUCUGAAUCGUAUAGCGAGAGAGAUUUUCAGGUGAGAGCCUGUGUCUCGGCAGCAGGUCCCACGUCCGUUGGAAAGCUUGGCGUUUCUGCUUGUUCUAACGUAACCAGCAGUGAAAAAUCCAAGGCAAGUAAGAUGAGUGUUAGCGAGACACGGUUCGUCAGAGGAGGACUAAGGGCAACGAAUAGCGAGCUGGCAAAUGGAGAAACGUCAGUAGAACUGAUUAAGAAACUCAUGAAUGAAGCUGAUGAGGCACCUUCGCCUGUCCAGCAUACUUUCAUGUCGAUCUCGAGCUUAUUACAAGCCCGCUUUAAACCAGGGUCUAAGAAUUAUGUCCGAGCAACAAACCUCGAGUACUACUACAAAGGAUACUUGAAUUAUGGUUGUCACUAUGAUAAAACCAAAGGUGUUGAAGUUCAAAAAUUCGACUACACCAGCAGAUCGCGUGAAAUAUAUCCAGAAUUCGAAUGUUCCAUCCCUGAAGAAGGUUGCCGUAGCGACGAUGAUUGUCACUACGUGGUUGGUGUCUGGUGCACUUGCCGAGGAAAAACGUGCGUUCGCCACAAGUCGGAGGAACAAAUCACAGGGAGUUGCAAGGAAACUGCAUAUAUGAACAAGAAAAAAUGGGACUGGAAAGGAUGCGAUUGGAAAACCAAGUGGUUUACGUGUGGUUGCUACAAUGAAGAUCGCGAUCAACGAAAGGUUGUGUGGUCCUUACCUACCACUUCGAAAGAUGCUGGUAAACAUAAAGGACCUGGCAACGGAACCUACCACGAAGCAAAGGAUCCAGUUAUAGGUCAAGCGGAAGGAACGGAAACACCUAACACAGCUGAAGAUAGUGCCAAACACGCAACACCCAGCUGUACCAAUCACCACAAGGCAAAACAUCUAAUUCAAACUCAUCUGAAGAAUGAGGAAGAGAAAAUUUGA
Molecule: messenger RNA, 1539 nt
Organism: Pocillopora verrucosa
Lineage: Eukaryota; Metazoa; Cnidaria; Anthozoa; Scleractinia; Pocilloporidae
Source: RefSeq, a predicted model, not a curated record